AGUGUUCGUCGUCGAUGAUCGUACGUCAAGUCCUCGUAAAAUUUGCCCGCGUGCCGGUUACACGGUUCGCGCGUGUAUAACGGAAAAUCGUGCGUCUCGUCUGCAUUUUUGCGGAUUCGCGAGAUCGAGGACGUCGCGUGUGGAGGAAACAUUAUCGUGUUUUUGGAAACUUAACGAGAGAUGGCAGAUCUAUCGGAGGAAGUGCCGAUCAAGGAUGCCGCGACGGCGAUCUCCCAGGGCAAACGCCACCUCCUAGUACGCGAUUACAACCUGGCAGUGGUCGUCUUAGCCCAAGCUUGCGAGCUUCUUGCCCAGGAACACGGAGAGACGGGCGACGAGAUGGGUGAACUCUAUCUGCUUUACGGACGAGCCCUUCUAGGUCUGGCACGCGAAGAGGCAGGAGUAUUGGGGGGCGGCGUGCCUGGCUCCGAAGAAGUUAGUCAGGACGAAGGAGUUAGUCAGGGAGAAGAGGAGGAUGAGGAAGACGAGAAUGAAGAGGGGACCAUCGCAGAAAACAAGAAUGGUAUGGAAAAUAGUCCUUGCACAUCGAAUGAUAAAGAAGAUGAUAAACGUGAACUGAAAGAGAGUGAAGAUCCAAAUAGUGAGCAGGACGAGAAGUCAGAGAAGACGGAGAAUUCUGAUAAAACAAUCGAUAGCAAAGUAGAGGAAAACACACAAAAAGAAGAAAUUCCUGGCUGUAGUCGAGAUCCUGAUGUAUAUAAUGGCGAAGCUUCUGGAAGUGGUACAAAAAGAGAAGACGAUGAGGAAGACGGAGAGGCAGAAGAGGAAGACGUUGAGAAGGAGGACGACGUGAAUAAUUUACAGAUCGCUUGGGAAGUCUUGGAACUGGCGAAAUUGGUACUGCUAAAACGUGGGUCCUCAGGUUGGAAAUUGUUAGCUGAGGCAUAUCGUCUUCUGGGCGAGGUAGCGAUGGAAGGUGGCAACCAUGAAAGCGCACUGAUUGAUUUCAAAGCGUGCUUGAAUCUGUUGGAGAAAAUAACUCCACGCGACCAUCGUGCAAUUGCCGAAAUCCAUUAUCAGCUCGGAUUGACUCAUGCAAUGGCAAACAAUUUCGAUGCCAGCAUCGAGGAAUUCAACCAGGCAUCCGCGUUACUAGAGGCGAAGAUUGUACAACUGAAGACAGUGCAGGAUGAUCCACCUCAAUCCGAUGAUCCUUUCUACACUGUUGAAGGUGAAAUCAAGGAACUGCAAGAACUUCUUCCAGAGAUCCAAGAAAAAAUCGCGGACAUCAAAGAUAUGAAAAAAGAAGCCGAUGUAAUCAAGGAGAUUAAGGAAGAGAGGUUGAAUGGAUGCUCUAAAGAUGGCGAGGCGAGCGAAGCUUCCGGAAGUGGUAGUAAUACAUCUAAGCCCGCUAGCGAUAUUUCACAUUUAGUAAGAAAAAAACGCAAGGCAGAAGAUGAAGAAGACAUUGGUUCUGUUUGCAAAAAACCACUCCAAGAAAAAGACGUGAAAGAAUUAAUAAACAUGACUGAAGAGAAAUGUGCAAAGAAACUCAAGCUUGAGGAAUUUCCUGUUUUAAGCGAAGGGAAAGCACAGAUAAUAAUUACGAAUAAAAAAGUCUUUUAUAAUCCAGUUCAAGAAUUCAACAGAGAUCUCAGUAUAGCGGUAUUAACAAUAUUUGCACAAGACAGAUGGAACAAAAUGAUAGAAAAAAAUAAUUUAACAAAUGACAAUAAAACUACUAUAUUACUUGAUACCGGAUUGAAUACAAACAAGCAAGAGGGAAUUACUAUAUUGGAAGCUUUAUCUGCAACAGGUUUGCGUAGCAUACGAUAUGCAAAAGAAGUGAAAGGUAUCAAGCAGAUUGUAGCCAACGAUAUUUCUGCUAAAGCAGUGGACAGUAUCAGACAUAAUGUCUUGCAUAAUGGAGUUGAGAAUUUAGUAACGCCUCAUCAUGAGGAUGCGACAUUGUUGAUGUAUCAGCGUAGACGAAAUCGUUUUGAUGCAGUUGAUUUAGAUCCAUAUGGCUGUCCAUCGAUGUAUCUGGAUGGAGCAGUGCAAUGUGUAGCUGAUGGUGGUAUACUUUUGGUUACUGCUACUGAUAUGGCUGUACUAGCUGGCAAUACUCCGGAAACUUGUUAUUACAAGUAUGGAGCAAUAUCUAUAAAAUCAAAGUCUUGUCACGAGAUAGCGUUACGGAUAUUACUUCAAUGCAUUGCAUCUUAUGCUGGACGAUAUGGACGAUAUAUAGUACCAUUACUAUCUAUAAGUAUUGAUUUUUAUAUAAGAGUAUUUGUCAAAGUCUUCACAGGCCAUAAUAAGUGUAAAGAAAACUCUAGCAAAAUAGGGAUGCUUUAUCAGUGCAAUGGAUGUGAAAGUAUGAGCUUUCAACCAUUAGCAACAAAAAGAUCUUCCAAUAAUUAUAAAUUACCAAAUGCACCUACAGUAGAUCAGCUAUGUAAACAUUGUCAAUAUCGGCAACAUAUGGCAGGUCCAAUAUGGCUAGGAUCUUUACAUGAUCAAGAAUUCGUAUCGCAACUGUUAUGCAACUUGAAUAAUAUAGAGUUAGGUACAUCGAAAAGAAUGGAAGGUGUCUUGACCAUGAUACACGAGGAACUAGAUGUUCCAUUGUAUUAUACGCUGGAUCGCUUGAUGAGCAUAGUUAAAUGUGAUGUUCCAUCAAUAUUGAAAUUCAGAUCUGCGUUAUUAAACGCAGGAUACAAAGUAUCAUAUUCACACGCAAGUAAAACUUCCAUUAAAACGGACGCGUCUAAUGAUGUGAUAUGGGAUAUUGUACGUGCUUGGGAGAAGGAGCAUCCUGCAAAACGCGAGAAACUAGCUGAGGAUAGUCCAGCUGCACGUAUACUUAAUGCAUCGUUUACGAGGGAUAUUUCUUUCGCAGAACAUCCUCUAGCAAAUCCAAUUUCUCGUCAGAGACACUUAUCACGCUUUCAACAAAAUCCCACUGUAAAUUGGGGGCCAGGCGUUCGUGCAACAAUCCGAGUAGAUCUUGAAAAUAAGGCAGAGUCGAAAAAAGUAAGAAAUCAAAAUAAAAAUAGUAAAAAAAAAUUAGCUACUGUAGAACAACAAGUAACACAACAAUAAUUACAAAUAACUUCUUGUAAUUUGUAUAUUCAAUUUACAUCUCAACAUAUCUUGGACAUUAUUUUUCUUAGGUUUUUUGACUAACAUGCCAAAUUCAGGAAAAUUGCGAUAUUAUAUACACGAAUUUUUACAACUAACUUCGUAGGAUUAUUUAUAGACUGACAAACAAAUGUGGUGAAAAAAUUAAUGUAAUUUUAGUUUUAUGCUUUCCUGUAGCUAUUCUAUCAUUCAAUAUUUAAAGAUAUAUGAUAAAUUGAUUUUGUUAUUGCAGAGACUUUAAUUUUGUUGUCGAUAAUAUGUGUCACCUGAUAUGUCAUCGAAAUGUCGCACCGUUUAAAUCUAUUCAAUUUAUUCCUAAUUUUUGCCGCAAGUCCAAUAAGAUAAAUAUUAUCUCCAGAUAAUCUAGUUAAGUUUGCUUCAUUGAAAGUGAGUCGAUCCAAAAUAUUUAAAAUAACAUUAGAGAAAUUAUUAGGCACUAUAUCCACAACAGAAAUUUGAUUUGAAUAAGAUUUGUUUAUAUAAUUAUUGUAACUUAUAAUAUGCUAUAUAACUAAUUUUGAAACAGUUGAUUUCAAAUGUGCAAUUUUUCCGGUGUUGAUAAUGCUUUCAUAGAUUUGAUUAUGAAAUUGUGGAAAUAUAGAUAUCUAUUUUAAUUCUUUCAUAUGUUCAAACAGGUUUUAAAUAAGCAAUAUUGUUAUUGCGAUAGCGUACUUUAGUUUAUCGAGCUAUUUUCGGAAUUUGGAAUCACUCGAGUUUUUGUUAUGUUUAAUUUCUUUUUUUUUUUUCUCUUUCUUUCUAAUGUUUGGAAAGAUUUGUCGAAAUAACUAUUAGAUUCAUAAAAACUGGGCAUUUGUGUAUUUAUUAAAAAUCUUAUCAUUUGAAUUACUUUCUUCAAAUUUGAAUCCUAAACGGCUUUUAUCUAUUCUUUA
Molecule: messenger RNA, 3995 nt
Organism: Camponotus floridanus (Florida carpenter ant)
Lineage: Eukaryota; Metazoa; Arthropoda; Insecta; Hymenoptera; Formicidae
Product: probable tRNA (guanine(26)-N(2))-dimethyltransferase
Exons: 4
Coding region: 181-3066 (961 amino acids)
Biological process (GO): tRNA N2-guanine methylation
Cellular component (GO): cytosol; nucleus
Molecular function (GO): RNA binding; aldose reductase (NADPH) activity; protein binding
Source: RefSeq, a predicted model, not a curated record